AUUAUGACAGUUUUUUACAACUAAAGUGGGGGAUUAAGGGAGGAAGGAGCGACGUGGACGUAAUAAGUCAGGGUUUAGCAUCCUCGCUAAGGGAAAUCCGUCAUCCCUUGUCCACUCCUCUCUGUCCUAACAACCACCGCAUACGGACUGUAGUCGGACAUGACCGAUUGAAGACGAUCAAGGAAGCUUCUCCGCUUCUUUCUUCUCUUACUUACUCAUUCGAAUACGACAAAUACCGUGCCCUUCAACUGACAGCGCGCAGUCGGUACUCUGUAAGGCGGUGUUCGCCGGGAACGCCCUGGCAAUAGGAUCGAUCGUCGGCUGUGCAUUAGACAAAACCUCCUCCUUCCGUCUAGUGCUCCGCGAUACUUUGUCUAUAUCCCGUCUCCCUCGAACCCUUCCAAACCAAAACAUCCCUCAUGCAUCUUCACCACUUAUCACCUCUCUACCUCCUCGCCUCCUCCUCGCCUCCUCCUCCUCACCGCCGCCCCAGAACAUGGCGACCAUAACAGCACCACCACCACCCACCACCACCACACAACGACCUGGCCAACCCCCAACCAACUCAACAACCCCCUGGCCACCACCAGCUCUAUUCAUGAAAAUGGAAUUCGGCAUCUCCCUCGCCCCAACAUCCACCCACAACCUCUCUCUCUCCUACGCCUCCCGCCCCAUCACCACCUCCCGCCUCGCAAAAACAAUCCCAACCUUCCUCCUCCCCUCCCGGCGCCGCGGCCUUACCACAAAGAAAGACGCCCGCCCCUCCCUCCGCUCCAGGUCCGAGAUCCUCAUGCGCCCUUCCACAAGAACACCCGCAUACCAGCAAUACACCAUGCUCCAACCCUCCUACCCCCACCCCGAGCGGCCAGCCACCCAGCGAACAUCCUCUCUCAACCCUAACUACGCGCCUCACCUCAGCUGGGGCCCGACAAGACACUUCCUCGAACACAAACCCCUCCCCGAACUCCCAUCGCGCUUCCGCCUCGGCGAACCGGACCUCCCCUGGUCAUCCCCGGCGCCGUCAAUCAGGAGCACCACAACCGCGCAGACGACAUCCACCCGUGCCGCCGGGCCGUCCUCCGACCCCGUCUGGUCCGCCGUCUCCCCGCCCUCAGCAACCUGGGCUGCACCGCGCAGUGUUUCUAAUCCCCCCUCUCCCAUCGUCAGCCCGGACGUCUCUUUCGCAUACCCCCCACAACCACCACAUCACCACCACACCGGCUCCGGCUCCGUCUCCCCCGCCUCCCCCGCCGACGCCGCCCCAGGCCCGAAACCCUGGCGCGACACGAGUUUCUACACCUCCAUCCCCGGCCCGCGCUCCAUCACCCCGCCACACACCCACCGCGCGCGCGCAGUAUCGGCUUCAGAUCGUGGGACGGACCGGGUGAGUGAGGGUGGAGAGCGGGAGAGCGUGCGUGAUUAUGAGGCGGAGGUGCGUGCGAGAGAUGAGACUUGGAUGGCGAUUGACCCGUUGCGGGAAUGGGAGAUGCACAACCUACAAGCUGCGAUGAUGUCUUUCGACGCGCUGGGGGAGUGGGAUGAGACGACCGCUAGUGUGGGGAUGAAUGCUGCACCCGCGAGUAACUAUCCGCACGACAGGUAUAUGGAUCAGUGGAACAACAACAACAGCGGCCGCUCUAGAACCGUCGGCUGGGCGGAGGAUCGGACGAGCAGCCCGCACGAUCUCGGAUGGGCAGUGGGAGUUGGGGAGGAUGGGAGGAUGGGCGUGGUGAGGGAUGAUGAGGCGGGGUGGCAGAGGUAUAAUUUCGAGGAGUGGGAUCGCGCGGGGAAGGGCUGGUCGUAUAGGGAUGUUAAUGGGUUUACGUCUUCUUGACCGGAUGGGGUGAGGAGGCGGAGUUGGAAUUGGGG
This is a messenger RNA of Pseudogymnoascus destructans, 1869 nucleotides long. RefSeq lists its product as uncharacterized. NCBI's taxonomy places the organism in Eukaryota, Fungi, Ascomycota, Leotiomycetes, Thelebolales, Thelebolaceae. The record is from RefSeq and is a predicted model, not a curated record. The coding region runs from base 497 to 1834 and encodes 445 amino acids. The transcript has a single exon.